AGCAGUUGGAUGAGACUACGGUCUGACCGUUUAUCAGUCCCCUAGUGAUAUAUAAGCUCAUUGAUAGUACGGCCUCUAGAUAACAACUAACCAGAUCCUACCACAAUGAAGUUGACAGUUUUCAUAUUUGCCCUCUUUAUAUGCCACGUAUAUGGCAAUGAAUUCCGAGGCCUCAGUAAGAUACUGGCGUCAGCUACAAAAGGUGAUGUGAGGAAAGCAGGGACGUCCUCUAGAUCAUCGGGAGGUUCUGCGGCAGCAUCAGCAGCUGUUAGUGCUGCCCUGACGGCAGUCAACCCAGCGUUAGGAGCGGCAUCAGUUUUCCUCGCUCCAUUGACCGACGGAAUUGUUCAACUUGAAAAGCAAUUCAUGUCCUAUCUAAGUGAAAAUCUGUUGGGAAAUCAUCCAUUUCACACAGUCCUCGGACGAGGGGUGAGGCUCCACACUUCAGGCAAUAGCGUGACGAUACAGGAUGUGGCCAGUGGAAUAGCAGUGGUGGGGACAGGUGCCUCUCUAGAAGAGGCCAUGAGUGUGGCGACACAGAAGUAUGUCACUACAUUGUUAGAGAUGGGCUUUAUCAGCCAGGACGACUUACAUUUGGCUCCAGUACUCACCACCACUGAAGUGCCGUGUGGAGACAACUAUCCCAAGUCUUACUGUGAAGACAGGAAACGUAUGGGCUUCUGUUCUCCCGUCAGUGCCUACGCCACCUUCAUGUCUCAGAAUUGUUACGCAACGUGCAGGGGAGGAUGUUGAAGAUGUCAUUCUAACAGAGGUUGAUUUCACAAAAUGUCUGUCACAUAAGAAAAUAUACCAUCUCCACCUCG
This is a messenger RNA of Pecten maximus, 824 nucleotides long. RefSeq lists its product as uncharacterized. The transcript has 6 exons. The record is from RefSeq and is a predicted model, not a curated record. The coding region runs from base 106 to 753 and encodes 215 amino acids. Lineage: Eukaryota; Metazoa; Mollusca; Bivalvia; Pectinida; Pectinidae.